UACAUAUUCAAUAGCAAGUCGCAUUAUUCCUGAAAACCUUCCCAUUAAUUCACAGGGAUUAGUGAACAUAUGUUGAGGAGCAGCACGUUUCGACAGUCAGUCAAUGAGGCUCAUUGCUAAAAAUACAAACUUCCGGUGUGUUUAUCACGUCCUUUGGGGUCUUAAGAAAUUGCGUCACAAGGAAGAUUAAAGUAAUAGCUUUACCUGUACGGUCCGUCCCGGUGGAGAUGCCCUGCUCAAAUACUUCACAUGAUACAGGAAUAUGUCCGCCACAUUGGAUUCACUUUUAGCUCUAGCUUUGCUAUUCUGUCGAGUUACUCCUGGAUCAACAUCUUGUUUACCCGGCUGCUCUUGCACAAAUGACAACUUGGGAAGAUCCCUACUUUGCAUGGAAACAGCUAUGGGACGAAUCCCAGACCAUGUUCCAAAUGAUUUCAGUAAAAUUCGAAUAGAGAAUUCUCAUCUGACCGAAUUACCCCGCGGCUCCUUCUCUAAAGUUAGUGCCUUGGUGUCUCUAUGGUUGAAUUUCAACGACAUCACCCUAAUGAACAUCAAGAGUCUGGAGGGGCUGACGAAUCUAACGGAACUACGCCUCCAGGGGAACAAGCUGCGUUCAGUCCCAUGGACAGCGUUCCAGGAUACGCCGAACCUGAAGAUUUUGGACCUGAAACAUAACCGACUAGACGUGCUCCCGGAAUCUGCCCUGAGACAACUUCCAGGCCUGACCUAUUUAGACUUAUCCUUCAAUCAGCUUACUGUCAUAUCCAGGGAUGUCUUCCUCAACUGGCCUCUCCUCAACACUCAGGAGAGAAAAGGAGGUAAAGAGCCCGGCAGUGGAGAGGCCAACGUUGUUUUGGCUCUGCACGACAACCCUUGGCUGUGUGACUGCCGCCUCAAAGGUUUCGUUGAGUUUAUCAAAAGUGUUAGUCCACCUCUAAUUCUGAUGAACUCGUACCUGAUGUGCACAGGCCCCAGUUCCAGGGCGGGAAAGUUCUUCCACGAAGUCGGUUUGAAAACAUGUAUGAAGCCUGAGGCCUCCGCCUCAGAAACCAACAUGACGGUGUCGCUGGGGGACAAUGUAACCCUCCAGUGCUUAGUCAAAGCCAGGCCUGACCCCGCCAUCCACUGGUCGUACAGCCUGAAGAUUAGAAGGGGAUUUACUGUCUCAGAGACCCGUGUGGACGAUGAGACCAUCAGAUCUCAGCUGGUCAUCCCAUCCCUUCACCUGGCGGACCGAGGCGUCUACACCUGCUUCGCCAACAACUUCAUAGGCAACUCCUCCGUCAGUGUCCUGAUCAACAUCAAGUCUUUCAACGCCUCCUCCACCGGCGGUGCCGCCAUGUCUCUACCCCCGUUCCCCCUGGCCUCAGCCGACGAGAACGUCUACAUUGACAUCCGCAUCUCCAAGCAGACGGUCUACGGCAUUACUCUGGAGUGGUACGCUGCGACGGACAACCCUGCAGAGACCUGGUUCACCAUCCACUUGGGGAAAUACCACUCUGACAAAAAGGAGUUGACAUACAUCGGGCCGGGCAUCAACACCUAUUCGGUCAAUGACCUCCUACCGGUUACUAAAUACGAGGCGUGUGUAACGCUGAAGAACCAGAUGCCCCACGCCGGCCAGUGCAUCGUGUUUGUAACAGGAAGUGACAUCAGUCAGCUGGAACAACGGGAGAAGCUCAUCCAUAUUAUCGUGAUUGUGUGCGCCAUGGUGCUGGCGGUGCCCGUGGGGAUGUACGCCUGCACCACCGACACUAGAUGUACGUUCAGCUGCCUGGACCGCUGUACAGAACAGUGUAAGAGGAGGAGAAGGCAGGAGAAGACCCUGAGGACCAAUGGGGAGAGACAGGGGACCUUCGACAGCCUCCAGGCCGCCAGCGAUGAAGGACUCUGUGGAGACUCUGAAGAGGUGAUGAAGAAGAGGAGUAAGUCCUCCGACGAAAAAAACAACCACAGGGGAAAAGCACAAGAUCUACCAGAAACAACCACUGGAGCAAAGCUAUAUUAGCUGUAGGUUUAAAGUUUAAAAAAUCUACCACAAACAACCACUAGAUCAAAGCUAUAUUAGCUGUAGGUUUAAAGUUUAAAAAAUCUACCACAAACAACCACUAGAUCAAAGCUAUAUUAGCUGUAGGUUUAAAGUUUAAAAAAUCUACCACAAACAACCACUAGAUCAAAGCUAUAUUAGCUGUAGGUUUAAAGUUUAAAAAAUCUACCACAAACAACCACUAGAUCAAAGCUAUAUUAGCUGUAGGUUUAAAGUUUAAAAAAUCUACCACAAACAACCACUAGAUCAAAGCUAUAUUAGCUGUAGGUUUAAAGUUUAAAAAAUCUACCACAAACAACCACUAGAUCAAAGCUAUAUUAGCUGUAGGUUUAAAGUUUAAAAAAUCUACCACAAACAACCACUAGAUCAAAGCUAUAUUAGCUGUAGGUUUAAAGUUUAAAAAAUCUACCACAAACAACCACUAGAUCAAAGCUAUAUUAGCUGUAGGUUUAAAGUUUAAAAAAUCUACCACAAACAACCACUGGAGCAAAGCUAUAUUAGCUGUAGGUUUAAAGUUUAAAAAAUCUACCACAAACAACCACUAGAUCAAAGCUAUAUUAGCUGGGGUUUUUUUUUUUUUUUCACCUUUAUUUAACCAGGUAGGCCAGUUGAGAACAAGUUCUCAUUUACAACUGCGACCUGGCCAAGAUAAAGCAAAGCAGUUCGACAGGUUUAAAGUUAAAAAUUAUCCACUAGAGCAAUGCUAUAUUAGCUGUAGGUUUAACAUUUUAAAAUAUCCACUAGAGCAAUGCUAUAUUAGCUGUAGGUUUAACAUUUUAAAAUAUCCACUAGAGCAAUGCUAUAUUAGCUGUAAGUUUAACAUUUUAAAACGUGUACAAGACGUCUAGAGGAACAGUUAUCUGUAAUAAUGGGGAGCAGUCUUAUGUGAAGUGUAGCUUUAGGAAAUACAUUUGCUAAGCUUCAAGUUGUCAUGCUAAGAGCCUUUCUUCCAUGUCUGUAGAAAGUAGAAAGAGUAUAUUGUUAAAGGUAAAAAAAAAAAAACUAAAUAUACUGUAUCUAUUUAGCUUGAUUGAGCUCUGUUUUAAAAAAGAAAUGGAAUUCAAACUCAUCUGGCAAAAAAAAACAAUGUUAAUUGUGUACAUGCAAUAUAGUUGCACAUAUUUUCUUGUCUUCAGAAUGUAAUGGACUGCAUUUCCUCACGGUUCGUUGAAACUCAUUAAUUAGGAGAGGUUCAGUUAAAUAUACAUUAAUACAUACUGUAUACAGCCUUUGCACUACUACCUACAUAAUGUAUGAGGCUUCUUUGCUACUCUUUUCCUGUUUUUGACUCACUUUGGGAUGGUGGGGGUGGGAUGGUGAGGAUUAGAGUUAGGGGUGAAGAUGGACACUUCAGACAAGACCAUCUUAAUUGCUCCCUACCCAAAUCCCAUUUUGAUGUUUACAAAUCUGAAGGGUCUGGAUUAGGGUUGUAAAAUUCUGGUAAUGUUCCCAAAAUGUUCAGGUUUUCCAGAAAUCCUGUUUGGAGAUUCAUGGAAUCAGGAAAUCCUGUUUGGAGAUUCAUGGAAUCAGGAAAUCCUGUUUGGAGAUUCAUGGAAUCAGGAAAUACUGUUUGGAGAUUCAUGGAAUCAGGAAAUCCUGUUUGGAGAUUCAUGGAAUCAGGAAAUCCUGGUUGGAGAUUCAUGGAAUCAGGAAAUCCUGAUUGGAGAUUCAUGGAAUCAGGAGGGAAUAAGCAGGACAUCUGCAAUAGUCCAACCAGGAUUUCUGGAAAACCUGGGAAUUUUAGUAAAGUCACGGUAAUUCUGUAACCCUUGUCUGGAUAGGUAUAAGAGGUUUAGUUGUGGAACUUCCUGCAGAUCUGUAAACAUCCAAGGGAUAGGGCCAUGGGGAAGGGAGUGCAUUUUCACAGACUGACACUUUGAUUUUAGCACAAUAACUUAAAAGGAUGUGUUAUGUAAGCAUUGUUUUGUUCUGCGUUUAUUCAUACACUGGUAAAGAGAUUAUCAUAUAUUGUUUUUUAUAAUGUGUAUCUUGUAUCUCUCUAGAUCUUAACCUCUUAACCACAUAUGUGUACCAAAUGGCACCCUAUUCCCUAUAUAGUACACUACCCCUAUGGGCCCUGGUCAAAAGUAGUGCACUACUCCCCAUGGGACGUAGACAAAAGUAGUGCACUACUCCGUAUGGGCCCUGGUAAAAAGUAGUGCACUAUAAUGGGAAUAGGGUCCCAUUUGGGUCUCACUUAGAUCUUAACCAUGUCUCUGAGAGAAUAGACAACAUGAGAUCUUCUCUGAGUUUACUGCAAGCUGCAUUAGAUUAUCAUUUCUGAUAUUAGUUUU
Salmo salar (Atlantic salmon) is the source of this 4341-nucleotide messenger RNA. Its product is annotated as leucine-rich repeat, immunoglobulin-like domain and transmembrane domain-containing protein 2. NCBI's taxonomy places the organism in Eukaryota, Metazoa, Chordata, Actinopteri, Salmoniformes, Salmonidae. Gene Ontology annotation, molecular function: protein binding. The record is from RefSeq and is a predicted model, not a curated record.